Messenger RNA from Solanum stenotomum, 428 nucleotides. Its product is annotated as 60S ribosomal protein L10-like. The record is from RefSeq and is a predicted model, not a curated record. Gene Ontology annotation, molecular function: structural constituent of ribosome. Gene Ontology annotation, cellular component: cytosolic large ribosomal subunit; ribosome. The transcript is spliced from 2 exons. Lineage: Eukaryota; Viridiplantae; Streptophyta; Magnoliopsida; Solanales; Solanaceae. Gene Ontology annotation, biological process: ribosomal large subunit assembly; translation. The annotation marks the transcript as partial.
GACCUGCAAGGUGUUACCGCCAGAUUAAGAACAAGCCUUACCCAAAAUCACGCUUUUGUUGUGGUGUCCCAUAUCCAAAGAUCAGGAUCUACGAUGUGGGUAUGAAGAGAAAAGGCGUUGAUGAAUUUCCUUUCUGUGUGCACUUGGUAAGUUGGGAGAAGGAGAAUGUUUCAAGUGAGGCACUUGAAGCUGCUCGUAUUGCUUGCAACAAGUACAUUACCAAGUCUGCUGGAAAGGAUGAUUUCCACCUCAGGGGAGUCUGUGCCCGUGUUGCUAUUGGUCAGGUUUUGCUCUCAGUUCGCUGCAAAGAUGGCAAUGCUAACCAUGCUCAAGAGGCUCUUCGACGUGCUAAGUUUAAGUCCCCUGGCCGACAAAAGAUCAUUGUCAGCAGAAAGUGGUAUUACUUUUAUCUUACUAGUCACCUUUAA